AUGAAUUCGACUGUUUUCAUUGAUUCUUAUGAACCUGUACUUGAACAACUCCACAAAAUGAGCCUUGAAGAAGAAAUGAACCAGGAGCAUGCUGUUUAUUUAGUUAAAAUCCUUAAUAGGUGCUUAAAACGAAAUCCAGAAGCAGAUUUUCCACAUAAUAUAUUCAAACAAGACGAUUUGGUGCUACUUCUCGACUUCUGUCUUAACGAAAAAUACAUUGAUACCGAUUUUCACAAAGCUCUUUAUCGAACAAUAUAUAAUGUUAUUAUGGAAAACCCAAGAUACAAUAGAAGUUCAUUUAUUCCUUUACUUAUCGAUAGAUUUGAUCAUUUUUGCAAGUUAUUCGAUUCAAUACCUCCAAAUUCGUCAAAUAUGAUCACAAAAAUAGGUAUUUUUAAUUUAAUGUCUAGUUUAAUGCAUGAAAAUUCAGAGUCAUUUGCACAUGUUUACGAAAAAUUCAAUCUUGACAUGGCUUAUGAACUUUUUCAAAAUUUUCCAUGUUUUUGCAGCUAUCUUUAUAAUUUAGUCAAGAAUCCAUCCAUAGAAUAUGAUGCUAUGCCACAAAUCGUCAGUUCUAUUAUAAAUCACGCUAUUUCUAUAAUUCCAAAAAUUUCAAUCUCAUCAAAAGAAGAUACAAUGAAAAGAGACAGAACAAUAUCUAAAGACUUACGAAAAAUGAAUGAUUGUUUACUAGCAUUGAAUUCUUGUACAAGAUUUCCCGAAAUUUUCUUCGAAGUUUUUCAAGGAAUUGAUAUUUACGAUAAAUACAUAAACAACAUCAUGCAAUAUAAAGAUGCCUUUUCCAAUGUCAUAAAACUGUCAAAAUCCAUUCUUCAAAUUAAAUCAGAUUUUGAUUAUGAAAUAUCAAUAUAUGGAAUAGUUUUUAUGAUAUCAUAUAUUCUAGAACAACUAUAUAAUCUAUACAAAUGGGUAAAUAUUGCCGAAGAUGGAAUUUAUUUAUUAACUCUUCUAUCUGAGCGAAAAAUUUACAACAAACAGAUAGAUUCUAUAUGUAAUCAAAUGAUACUUAAUAAAUUAUUACAAGAUUCAAUUGAAAUCGGGUGUCAGCAGCAAUAUCUACAAUUAUUAUGUAAUCUCGCUAAAGAUGAUAUAAAUUAUACUAUGGUUACUGAUGAAUCAUCAUUAAAGAUCGCUAUUAACUUCCUUGGAGACGACAAUCCUGUUUUUGCCCUUGAAUUCAUUCUAAUGAGAGUUCAGAAGUCAGUUUCUCAAAAUAAUUUUGAAGAUUCAUUGGAUGUAUUAGAUGUAUCUGAAAAAGAAUCAAUUAUUGAACUUGUUGAAUCAGAAGAUGAAAAAAUUUCAAUUUUAGCUCAGAAUUUAUCUGAUUUGAUUGCCUCAUAUGCGUAA
This is a messenger RNA of Trichomonas vaginalis G3, 1368 nucleotides long. RefSeq lists its product as uncharacterized. The transcript has a single exon. The record is from RefSeq and is a predicted model, not a curated record. The coding region runs from base 1 to 1368 and encodes 455 amino acids. NCBI's taxonomy places the organism in Eukaryota, Parabasalia, Trichomonadida, Trichomonadidae.